ACACUCACUCUCGUAAAAGCUCUGAAACCUCCAUUCCUCUAUCUCUCUUUAAACACGAACAAAUCGUGUCUGCAGACACAUUUCAUCAUACAAUGACGGAUACAACAGACGAUAUAGCGGAGGAAAUCUCGUUCCAGAGCUUCGAUGAUGACUGUAAGUUGCUCGGAAAUCUGCUCAACGACGUGUUGCAGAGGGAAGUCGGUAGCCAAUUCAUGGAGAAGCUCGAGAGGAAUCGAGUCCUCGCUCAGAGUGCUUGCAAUAUGCGGCAGGCUGGGAUAGAGGAUACAGCAGAGCUGCUAGAGAAACAGCUGAUUACAGAGAUAUCAAACAUGACAUUAGAGGAAGCUUUGACACUGGCUCGGGCAUUCAGUCAUUAUCUCAAUUUGAUGGGAAUUGCUGAAACUCAUCACCGGGUUCGUAAGGUACGAAGUGUUACACAUCUGUCAAAAUCUUGUGAUGACAUUUUCAGCCAGUUGGUGCAGGGUGGAGUUUCUCCAGAUGACCUCUACAGCACUGUUUGCAACCAGGAGGUUGAGAUUGUUCUUACUGCACAUCCCACCCAAAUUAACCGUCGUACCUUACAAUAUAAACACAUAAGAAUAGCUCAUUUGUUAGACUAUAAUGACCGACCUGAUCUUGGUCAUGAAGAUCGAGAAAUGCUAAUAGAAGAUCUGGUGAGAGAGAUAACAUCUAUAUGGCAGACAGAUGAACUAAGACGCCAUAAGCCUACACCGGUAGAUGAAGCUAGGGCUGGCUUGAACAUUGUAGAGCAGUCCCUUUGGAAAGCUGUACCUCAUUACUUACGACGAGUUAGCAAUGCUCUAAAGAAACAUACAGGAAAGCCACUUCCACUCACAUGCACUCCCAUAAAAUUUGGAUCUUGGAUGGGGGGUGAUAGAGAUGGAAAUCCAAAUGUCACAGCAAAGGUGACGAAAGAUGUCUCUCUUUUAUCUAGGUGGAUGGCCAUUGAUCUUUAUAUCCGGGAGAUUGAUGGCCUCAGAUUUGAACUGUCCAUGAAUCAAUGCAGUGAUAGGUUGUCUAGAUUGGCACACGAAAUUCUUGAAACAGAAACCUCAUCACAUGAUCGGCACGACGGUAGGAAUCAACCUUUCAGUCGAAAUCAACUGAAGUUUCAUGGCCAUCAGGCUUCAUCCCUUCCUACCCAACUUCCACCUAGAGCAGAUCUACCUGCCUGCACUGAUUGCAAUGAUGGUGAAUCUCAGUAUCCCAAACUAGAACUUCCUAGGACUGAUUACAUGCCCUUGAGUCGCAAGGACGGCAAGGGAUCUUUGAAUUCGGAAACUUCAUUCCAAAAUUCCAGUGAAAAUGUAAGCAAAUCAUUUUCCAAUGGAACUCCUGUUAAUGGCCCACAGCUAGCCACAGGGCAUAGGGGGUCUUUCUCAUCUAAUCAACUGCUUGCUCAGAGGAAACUAUUUGCAGAAUCUCAGAUAGGAAGGUCAAGCUUCCAUAAGCUUCUUGAGCCAAGCUUGUCUGAGCGUCCUGGAAUUGCUCCUUAUCGAAUUGUCCUUGGCAAUGUGAAAGAAAAGCUUAUGAAGACACGAAGACGACUGGAGCUUUUUCUUGAGGAUCUUCCUUGUGAAUGUGAUCCUUGGGAUUGCUAUGAAACAAUGGAUCAACUUCUAGAACCACUGCUUAUAUGCUAUGAGUCAUUGCAAUCAUGUGGUGCCAGUGUUUUAGCUGAUGGUAGGCUUGCUGACCUGAUCCGCAGAGUUGCUACCUUUGGGAUGGUGUUAAUGAAGCUUGACUUGCGACAGGAAUCUGGUAGGCAUGCUGAGACACUAGAUGCAAUUACCCGAUAUUUGGAUAUGGGAACUUAUAGUGAAUGGGAUGAAGAGAAGAAACUUGAAUUUUUAACAAGAGAGCUGAGAGGGAAGCGACCACUAGUUCCUCCUUCUAUAGAGGUUGCUCCUGAUGUUAAAGAAGUCUUAGAUACCUUCCGAGUUGCUGCUGAGCUGGGAAGCGAUUCUCUUGGAGCUUAUGUGAUUUCUAUGGCAUCCAAUGCAAGUGACGUCCUUGCUGUGGAGCUCCUGCAGAAAGAUGCCCGACUUGCUGUUAGUGGGGAGUUGGGUAGACCAUGUCCCGGUAGAAUGCUGCGGGUGGUUCCUCUGUUUGAAACUGUCAAGGACCUUAGAGGUGCUGGUUCAGUGAUCAGGAAAUUGUUAUCAAUUGAUUGGUACCGGGAGCAUGUUAUAAAGAACCAUAAUGGGCAUCAAGAGGUGAUGGUUGGAUAUUCUGAUUCUGGUAAAGAUGCUGGACGCUUCACUGCUGCCUGGGAACUUUACAAGGCCCAGGAGGAUGUUGUGGCUGCUUGCAAUGAGUUUGGAAUUAAAGUUACCCUCUUCCAUGGCCGAGGAGGGAGCAUUGGUCGUGGUGGUGGUCCAACAUAUCUUGCCAUUCAGUCCCAACCACCUGGUUCUGUCAUGGUGGUGUUUCAUGAUAAACUUGUGCCUGCUUAACUCGGUUUAGAUGUUCAUAUCCUCGAGUUUCUGGCCAUUGGUCGUUAAGUUGGACCCUUUUUUUUUUUUUUUUUUUUUUUUUUUUUUUUUUUUGAUAGACUCUAUAUAUGAUGGGAAACUUCAUUCCUAUUUAUGUAAUAUCAAUAUAUCAGUUUAUGAUAU
Rubroshorea leprosula is the source of this 2639-nucleotide messenger RNA. NCBI's taxonomy places the organism in Eukaryota, Viridiplantae, Streptophyta, Magnoliopsida, Malvales, Dipterocarpaceae. The record is from the annotation of a GenBank genome assembly.